Didymodactylos carnosus is the source of this 651-nucleotide messenger RNA. NCBI's taxonomy places the organism in Eukaryota, Metazoa, Rotifera, Eurotatoria, Philodinida, Philodinidae. The record is from the annotation of a GenBank genome assembly.
AUGAUGUGCUGCUAUUACUAUUGGAUGUUUCUAUGUAUUCAAGCGCAGGAUGCACUGAAUCUGUUUCGACCGAAAUAUGUUUGUUCACGUCAAAAUGGACCAAUAACAAUCAAACGUAGUAUCAAAUUGGGGAAGUGGAUCACCAUUGAUGAUACAUGGCAACAAUGUUGUGGAUCUAAACAAAGUACGCUAAAGAAAAUCAAAGAUGGUGAGACAUCUCAUAUAGUUCCAUUAGAAAUCCAAGUGAAAAACAACCAUAAAAGACAACGUCGGCGUUGCAGAGGUUUCCGUCGUCCAUCAGUACGUUACUGUACAGCAUCGAUUGUAUCUUCAUCCCUCGCAUUGGCUUCCUAUGAAUGUGUAUUUAAAGACAGUAAUCCGGCGUCGAUUUCGAUAUUCAAGAAGCAAGCAGUAACGUUCGAACACGCCUUAGAAAAUCGCGAUAUGGCUCUAUUGAGAUUCUUUCAACCAAUUGAAUUUCAUCCAAAAUCCCUACCACUAUGUGUAGCUGAAAUUCAUGUUGAAAUUGAUCAACAACAACCAGCAGGAAUUCGAUGUUCAGUUGUUCAAGCAACUCCGAGAAAAAAGAUUUCAUUUGUUACUGAUGUCCAAUCGACCGUAGUAUGGCAGCUUUUAUGUUCUUCGCGUUAG